CAUCCAGUCACUCCAGCCUUUAUACAUUACAUUUUUGACUAACUAUAUUGGAAACAUUUUUUAUUUUGCACAGCCUAUCUAUUUACACAGUUUUCAUUUUUAUACUGAACUGUUCCUUUAAGUCCUCAAGCUUCAGAGAAACCGGUUGCAAAACCUUAUUUGAGGGACAGCAGCAUGAAUAGUAAGCAGAUAGUAAAAUAAAGGUAAAAUGUUAAUUCCCAGGAUUAUUGCUCCCAAUUUGUCCCACCCCUACCCCUGCCAAAAAGGACAUUUCAGCUUAUCAGCUCAUAUUAGCAGUUGUUAUGAGACUUUGAUGCGUGUUUUGAGUUUUAUUGUUCCAUGUUAGUUAUAUAAAUUAAUUUGCAAUCUGGUGUACCUUUGAUUUCUUCAGCAUUGCGUUUGUAUAUCAUUGUACUGAAAAUGAUUUUGUUUUAUUUAAUAGUGUGAUGCUCCUGAUAAAGCAGCACUGGUAUGUGAAGCCUGCCACUUCCAUCAUGUAUUUAAAGAGUAAAGCAGAGCUCACUACAGUCCACUAUAGCUCUCUCUUCAAUUGUAUCUCAUGUAUAUUCAUAUUUAUGAACAGGGGAAAUUGAGCGUUCUACUUUGAUAAAAAAAAAAUCUCAUACAAAUAACUGGACAACCCAGAGUAUUUACAUCAAAUCAAAUAGUAAAGUAAGGAACCAGUUAACUGCCUUUAGAAAGGGGUUUCCCCUCUAUGAGGCAGUUACGCUUUCAGUUUGCAGUGAGGUUUCAUUUAGACAAAAAAGUUCAACAUACUUGACUGCCAAACAUAACCGGCUUUUUUGUAUUUCUAUGGAGAAUGUCGAAGGCAAGCAUUGUAGCUCACAACUUCUAGCUGGACAGUCCUUUGCUAGACGGUUAAAAAAAAAUAAGGAUGAAAUCCAUUUGGUGCUGUUGGGAAGUGGCUUUAAAAUUCCAAUACUGGACUGUCUAACUUUCCCCUCUAGUCCAGAAGGAGGUGCUGCAGGUUUCAGGGGGAAGGCACCAUAUGGUUUGGUACCCAGAAGGUUAGGGCUGCUUCCCUGUGUUAUGAUGUCAAUGAACUGGACAGAGUUCCUAUUAAAGAGCUAUUAUAGCAUUGUUUUGUUUUUAUAUUUGUAUUUGACUAUUAUAAAUGUUACAACACCAUUGUAUAAUGUAUCACCCGCUCAAUGGUUUUUCCUAGGUUGGCAUGGUUACACUGCAGUUAUUUAUCACAUAGAAGACCUCAUUCUUUGAUGCUAAGGGUUCUGUAGUUGCAUGAACACUGCAGGAGAUGGAGAAAGAUCUCUUUGUCCCUCCCAGUGAAUGAGUUGAUUGGUGAUGGCAGUUGUUUGGGGGUGGAACAGGUGUCUGACGCCCCACAGCAUUUGUUCGUUCAGCUGUUGAUGUUUUGCUACAGACCCUCAUACACAACUCCAGAGCCCACUGAUACUACAAACUAAGUUACAUGUAAAGAUGUGCCUUUAAUACUAAGGGAAUUCAUAACCGCUCAGCUAAAUGAGGUCGCCCAAAUUCCCAGUGAAUUACAACUGUAGUUAAUAGACUUAGCGUUGUCUUCCUUAAUGGCUAAGCACUUGUGCUACUGUGACAGGGCUCAGAGGGCCUGAUAAAUCCGUCUAUAAAUAACUAGACAUGGCAGCUGCUCUCUGACCCCAGCACCCUGCCUUAUAUGUACAGGAGCUUCACUACCCUCCUACCUACAACUGCUUGCACACUCUCCUCACUUGCACAGUUGCUUGCACACUCCCUUGGCACAGGAGCUGAGCAUUCCCUCCAACCGAGCAGAGAAUCCCAUGAGGAAGUGUAUGGAUUUUGUGGAAUGAGCAGAAUUCAAACAUGCACAUCACUCAGAUGAACCGCGAGUGUCUCCUGCAUCUCUUCUCCUUCCUGGACAAGGACAGCCGCAGAUGUUUGGCACAGACCUGCCACAGCUUUAUGGACAUUUACCAGGAGCCAUCUUUGUGGUCAGUUCUCAAUUUCACCUGCCCAGCAGAACUUAACAAGAAGAAUUUUAUCCUGGGGGCAGCUCUGAGAUCCUUGUCUAUUUGCUGGUAUUCCAGUCGUGUGAAAAUUUGUAACAUUGAGGACUGGUGCAAAACUGCCCUCCAGAAAUCCAUGUGCAGCCAGCAUCAGAACAUAGUCAGCGACUUCCUCCUGACAGUCAGUGAAAGGUGCCCAAAUCUGCAAUCACUGACACUGUCUGGCUGUGCCCACGUGCAGGACGAUAUUCUUAUUGAGAUCCUUACGUGCUGUUCCAACCUUCACAUUCUAAAGUUAGAGAACUGCUCUGGGGUGACAGACAAGAUGCUGGCUAUGAUCCCUGUACUUGCUUGUCACUUGGAGACUCUCCAUGUCAAUUUCUGCCGGAAUAUAACCCACAAGGGCCUUUAUUUUCUGCAGCAGUUUUGCCCAGGGCUGGCUCUACAGGCAGACAGAAGCGCAGGUAUGGUCGCUGACAGAAUCCCAGAGGAGAAGAUUUUGUUUCAAACGACAGUCAGGAAGCUGAUACUAAGAUGAGACAAGUCAGUGUAACUUGGGAAGUGAUUGGCAAGCAAUGAAUAAUGGAGGACUGGGAGUUCGUUUAGACUGAUAGAGGUGUGAGAAACAGUCGGACUUUUUGCAGGAGAUGUAGGAAAGGCAAGAGAGACAGUUAAUGAAUUACAUGAUGCUAGGAAUGGCGCCAGUGUAGUUUACAGCUAUGCUGAUUCUUCUAUGGCGUGAGAAUGAAGACACUGACUAAAGAUAUUUCUAUACAACACGGCCUAAUGCAGAUUGCACUUGACUCAAAGUACAGUCCACUUCAUAGCUCAGACACCUGCAGCUAUUUGCUAUUUUACAAGUGGAUAGGAAUGGCUGCUAUGUGCCGGCUCCUGACAAGUGCAUAUCUGUCAGUCUUGCAUUUUUCCAGCAAUACAAACUGGUCACUAGACCUGAUCAGAUCCACAGGACUCUACUGCCAUUACCAUUCACUAAUGACUCUGCUCCUAGAAAUACACAAAAAAAGUACCACCACAUAUUCCACUUUUUUGGUAAGUGCUUGUAAUGUACAUGCCGAAGGAAGGGAAGAGCACUGGUUUUGCAUUGCAGUAUAUUUUGCUUGAGGGGAUGCUGCAUUUCUAGUUAUGAAUGUAUUGUGUCUGCACAGACUUCCUACAGUUUGUUUAUGUCCUACUGGGACACAAUGUUGCACAAUGCCUCAUGGCUAAUUUGAGCAAAGGUUGGAUCCAGUGGUCUAACAGCCUGUCCUGGUAUUGGAUCCUCUCUGUAUCUUUAGCAACUUCCAUACUGCAGCCUUCCAGCUCUGCUUAUUUUAUCUGUUUGAUAUUUGUCCACAUUUUGUAUUUUUUUCUACUUCUAAUAAACGUUUUAAAGCCA
Molecule: messenger RNA, 3378 nt
Organism: Xenopus laevis (African clawed frog)
Lineage: Eukaryota; Metazoa; Chordata; Amphibia; Anura; Pipidae
Gene: fbxl22.S
Product: F-box and leucine-rich repeat protein 22 S homeolog
Exons: 3
Coding region: 1840-2520 (226 amino acids)
Cellular component (GO): cytoplasm
Source: RefSeq, a predicted model, not a curated record